AUGAAUUGGCUAACUGUGCUUUCCCUGUAUUUUUCAGUGGGGGGGCUCCAUUCCACUCUUGGGGUUGCUGGGUCAGCAGUGGGAGGCAGGGAAUUUGCUGCAGUUUCCGUUGAUGCCAAAGAGCACAGCUUUUUUGCAGAAAACUCUGGCGAAUACCACGUUUUGGGGCGGCGUGAAGUGACAGCAUCGCCUCAAAAGAACAUUUUAGGGUCACCCUGGGCUGCCCACGUUGGGCAGAAGUGGGCAAACAAGAAUGACCCCGGAAACACCAACAAAAACUCGGCCACAGAAUACUCCUAUUCCCUUAUUGGCUUGCCCGGUGUAGACGGCAGCGAGCAGACAGCCGUCAAGGGAGAAAGUGGGGGGGCUGCAGCAGGGGAUUCUCGACUCGGAGUGGGGGACCUUUCUGAAAAGAAACAAGAAGGGCAGAGUCUGGUGUUGCUAGAUGACCCGCUGUACCCGCUGCUGUUUUUGCCAAAGGCCCCGCGCGUGUUGGGCGCGAAGGUAUUUGUCGUCGGGCUUCUGUUUCUUUUGCUUUCAGUUUGGAUUUCUUACGAACGAGAUGAAUCUGUGACUGGAGGUCCCGCCCAUGUGCUCGCCAGAUUCGCCAGUCUUGACCGGGAAGAUAUUGCCUCUAUUGCGUCUACUCUGUUGGCAUUCUUGGGCAUUAUUUGUUUGUUCUCAGCUGUGUACAGACAUUUCAGCAGCGUCCGAGACCAGCAAAACUGGAUACGCAGGGCAGAAGAAGGCAUUGACGCAACCUGGAGGCUGCAUCGGAACAGAGAACAUAUUUUGGGACGCCACGGCAAGUCUCAGCUUGCUUUCGCCGACGCAGUUGAAGUUCAGGAAGAUCUGCGGAAUGAGGGAGAACAGAUGCCGAUGGAAAGCAAAAUGUGA
Molecule: messenger RNA, 897 nt
Organism: Eimeria tenella
Lineage: Eukaryota; Apicomplexa; Conoidasida; Eucoccidiorida; Eimeriidae
Exons: 1
Coding region: 1-897 (298 amino acids)
Source: RefSeq, a predicted model, not a curated record